Molecule: messenger RNA, 1563 nt
Organism: Monoraphidium neglectum
Lineage: Eukaryota; Viridiplantae; Chlorophyta; Chlorophyceae; Sphaeropleales; Selenastraceae
Product: Glutamyl endopeptidase
Exons: 3
Coding region: 1-1563 (520 amino acids)
Biological process (GO): proteolysis
Molecular function (GO): serine-type endopeptidase activity; protein binding
Source: RefSeq, a predicted model, not a curated record
AUGAAGGCUGCGAUGACUUUGAGCCUGGUGUGCGCUGUUGUUCUGCUGGUGGCUCCAAUCACCACUGUCGCAGCGGCUGGUGGUACGGACACCACUUGCACUCAGGGCUGCACGUUCGACCUGCGGCCGGUGUGCGGCGCCGACGGUGAAUGGUACCAGAACGAGUGCCUGGCUCGCUGCAGCGGGCGUGUGACCGUUGCUACUGAUGCCGCUCUUUGCGGAGGCAAGACGCCCCCGUUCAUGAGCGCCCACCCCGGCCCCGCCGGCGCGGAGUCCGCCGGCGGCAACAGCACUGUGCCGGCGUCCGUCCUCACCGCGUUUGUUGAGGAGGGGUUCCGCUACCUCGGCCGCACCCGCCUGGCCCACGAGAUGGGGCCGCACCCGGAGCCAGCCGACGAGCAGCCAUUGCCCGAGCGUGACGACAAGGGGAACUGGAGGGUCAAGGCCGUGAGGUGCACCGCGGAGGGUGACAUGUACACUGCAAGCCUGCACGUCCCAAGCAAGCCGUUCAAGAUCGAAGGCUACAUGCCGCCAUGGAUGAACCACGCGCGCCCGCUCGCCCCUAUCGAGGGCAACGCGACGCUCCUGCAGUUCGCGGCGUCGCUCGGCCUUGGCACAGUGCGCAACACCACGGCCCACGGGAACGGCGCGGCCAAGACGAUGCUGCUGCUGCCCAAGCUCAAGGGGAAGCGGGACAGGCGCCGCUUUGAGACCCUUCUGGCGGACUUCCUGGCGUUUUUCACAGGGCCUGCGCAGCCGCAGCCGCAUCAGCAGGACCAGCAGCAGCAGCAGCCUGAGCAGCCCGAGCAGCAGCAACAGCAGCAGCAGCAGCAGCCGGCGGAUGCCGCCGCAUCACUUUCCGCGCCCGCCGCCACCGGCGCGUCGCGCCGCCUGCAGGCUGCGGGGCGCGCGCUGCAUGAGCUUGUCGGCGGCGACGACCGCACCGAGUGCCAGCGGGGCUUCCCUUACACCGCCAUCGGCCAGAUCCAGGUGGUGGACAGCACGGGGCUCUAUGUGUGCACCGGCACCCUCAUCGCGCCCGACAAGGUGCUCACCGCCGGGCACUGCGUCUGGAACAUCAAGCGGGGCGCCUUCUACUUCAACCUCAACUACGCGCCCGGCCGCUACCGCGAGGGCGGGCGCAUCGUCAACCCCUGGGGCGUCGUGCCUUGGAAGAGCGUGACCGUGUUUGACUCAUUCAAAAGGGACCCCUCCACCUGGGACGUGGCGGUCGUCACCCUGGCAAAGCCGCUGGGGUCGUUGACCGGCUACAUGGGCGUCGCGUCGGGCUGCGGCCGCCACCUGCACCUGACGACGGCGGGCUACCCCCAGGACAAGGCGUCGGGCACCUGCAUGGCAGCCACCUGCCAGCAGCGCGCCCUGGACUGCGACAAGCCCACGAACCCCCACCUGUGCGACACGUACUCGGGCAUGAGCGGGUCGCCGCUGUGGGACGGCAAGAACCGGGUGCGGCUGAUCCACGUCGCCGGCGUGGAGGGCAAGGCGCGCAACCGUGCGACGACGCUGACUCACUUCCUGGUCAACGCGAUUGCGAGGUGGUGA